GUGGCAGCCUUAGUUCACAAGAAGUCUGGCAGCCAAAUUAGUCAAUUGCUAUCAGAAUUGCAAACUGCUAAUAAGCAAUACUUCAUCGUGUUUCCGUUUUCGCAGCAUCUAGAAUGCAGAUGAACGUUAUUGUGACUCAAAAAUGUUGUAUCUCUAUAAGGGUAUAAGGGGCCAUGCGAACAAAAAAUGUCUUAUCUCUAGAAUUCCUCGAAACGGCAACCUCAUGGACAAGUCAACGCGGCCAAAACGAAAUCGUCGACAUAGCAGGCGAGCGUGGCCACCGGAGGAGGAGCUGCAUCCAGCAUCCCGAGCCACAAAGAGAUUAUUUACUCCCGACAUUAAGAGGAUGCUAAAAGACUGGUUAAUUCGUCGCCGGGAGAAUCCCUAUCCUAGCAGGGAGGAGAAAAAACAACUUGCUGCAGAGAGUGGACUUACUUACACUCAGAUUUGCAAUUGGUUCGCAAACUGGCGAAGAAAGCUUAAAAACUCGGAGAGAGAGAAAGCCAAGAAAUCCUGGGGCCAUCUGAUCAAAAAUUACAACCACAAUGCAAGGGGUAAUGUGGAACAAUUUAGCAUCUCGUCGGAGGAUAGCAUUUGGGAGGAGGAGAUGCACUCAUGUCCUGGGGAGGAUGACGAAGGCGACGAUAAUGACGAGUUUUCCAGCCACAGUACUGGUAGCGAUGGCAAUGCCAAUAAUGAAUCUUCAUCCCCGUACAAGCCGAUAUUGUUUUUAGGAUCUGCAGGUCAGACCGAGCGGAUACCCAUUUUAUCAGCGCAAACAGGGGGCAGGGCCAAGUACAAGCAUCAGAUGAUGGAAAAGUAUCUACGAGAUAGUUCCCCGGCGAAAACGACCAGUCAACAGGGUACGCAACUCAACAAGUGGUUGGAAAGUGCAGCAAAGUUCACACCGGACAGGAACAAUUAUCACAUCGAGUGGAAUAUGACCAGGCAGAAAGCUAGCAGCAAUAGCAGUUGUGGACAAGCGAUCUUUACCACAGAUGUGUCUGGGGCUGGUCGUGGUGGACGCUGGAUGCUUCAUCAUAAGGACGAAUUGGAAGCGGCAGAGGCCUUGGCCAACCUCGCCUUCAACUGCAGGCAGCGCUGGCACCAUAUCUAAAGACUGAAGACUCCGGAACUGACGCCAUCAUUCCAGCAGAAGUUUCAGGCCCCGCUAAAAAGUGCAAUCUAGUCAAGUGGGCUUCUUCUGGUUUUCAUUUUCGAACUUUACAGUACAAUAAUCACACGUUACAGGAUUUUCUUCGAGUUAAAAACCUUUUAGACCAACACUCAUUUAAAGUAUGUGAUAAACUAAGUGGAUCAUAUUCAUGUAAACAUGAAAACCAGGUUUCGCCGAGAGUUAGCAAUUACAAUUACUACAGCUAGUUUAGAGUGAAAAACAAUUAUAUAAUUUUUGAUUUCUUGUUAUUUAA
Drosophila simulans is the source of this 1430-nucleotide messenger RNA. RefSeq names its product homeobox protein Mohawk. Lineage: Eukaryota; Metazoa; Arthropoda; Insecta; Diptera; Drosophilidae. The record is from RefSeq and is a predicted model, not a curated record. Gene Ontology annotation, biological process: regulation of transcription by RNA polymerase II; cell development; muscle organ development. The transcript is spliced from 4 exons. Gene Ontology annotation, cellular component: nucleus. Gene Ontology annotation, molecular function: RNA polymerase II cis-regulatory region sequence-specific DNA binding; DNA-binding transcription factor activity, RNA polymerase II-specific. The coding region runs from base 143 to 1117 and encodes 324 amino acids.